AUGGAGCUCAGCCUGGGACUGGUCGGGCCAAUCGUCCUCGGUACACCUGUACUCGCUGACCACUCGAAAUCAGCCCACGACAAUCAAGCUGGUGUCGGCACGGGGCACACGGGGCCCUUCAAGCAAAAUGUUGACGACCAGCCGACCGCCGAGAAAGCUGUCGAGAUCGACGCCAAUCCUCUUCCACCGCUAGACAUGUCUUGCUUCCGCUUCCCCCGAUCUGAGUCCGACGCGCCUCCAGAAUUCCCCUUGCACAGGAUACCCGUUCGGGCUGCUAGGCUUGCCGCGCGUAUUGGCUCCGAUCGAUGGAAUGUGGCCGCGAUCGCUGGCCGACUCGACCGUAUCACGGCUGACAUCUUUGUGUGUGCCGUCAUUGACUCAGUGAUCGAGAGAUACACCAACUUGCGGCAACGGAUGGAUGCAGACCAGCGGAAUCGCCUUUUUCGGCUGACACCCCCACGCCGUCUCAGAACAUGGCCGGAAUGGCUCCGGGUCACAGACUGUCUAAUCGUGGACGCGAUGGAAGCAGCCGAGUUUACGCUUGCCGAGUGUGAUCCGCCAGUCGCUGUCCCGGACGAGGUCGACAUCAUGGCCCUCGGUCGCCUGUGCCGCAUCAUCAUCAACUGGCACUGGUCGGCAUGGGACGCAUCAGCGUACCCGCCCUCGUGGUACGACUUGCAAAAGUCGAUCGACCCGACACAGUAUGGUACCUGCAACCCCUACCUUGCGGACAAUGCAGCCGACGUCCUCCGUCUCGCGGGCAAUAGACUGAGUGGUCGUGCCGCUGUUGCGGCUACUACUGCAGCAAGAUCAGCAACAGCAUGGGCUCACUAUUGCGACCAUCCUCUCGACAGCUUCGACGACGAAGUCGAACGACCCUCCAGCCCGGUCCCCGACUGGGACAUGAGUGGUCGCUUGGUCUCCAUGUCUUGGAUGGACUACCGAGCGGAGCUGGAGCGCAGCACUUACAAGUAG
Molecule: messenger RNA, 975 nt
Organism: Trichosporon asahii var. asahii CBS 2479
Lineage: Eukaryota; Fungi; Basidiomycota; Tremellomycetes; Trichosporonales; Trichosporonaceae
Exons: 3
Coding region: 1-975 (324 amino acids)
Source: RefSeq, a predicted model, not a curated record